AUGCGGGCUCCUUUCCCUCUAGCGCUGCGAAUUGGCACCGACAUCGUUGCCACGAAGCGCAUCUCGGCAUUGCUCCAACCAGACGUCAGACGCCUGGUCAGGCUGGCCAAUCGUUUCCUUGUCCCCGCCGAGCUCGAGGAUUUGAGACGCCGCUUCCCGCACUGGCAAGAUGACGCAGGUCGUCACGACCAGCUCGCUAGAAAACAGGUGGUGGCCUGGAUCGCCGGCCGCUGGGCGUCCAAGGAGGCAGCCAAAAAGGCCUGGGACGCUUCAUUACUCAGCUUUCGCGAUCUGAGGGUCGGAAUUGAAUCCGACGGCGCCGUCCACGUCGUCUGUGAUACGCGUCCAGAGGCUCCCGCGACCACGGCCACUUCGGAUGAUUCCACCAUCAAGGUGACUGAGCAGGUGGCCCAACUCAGCAUCAGCCACGACGGAGAAUACGCCAUCGCAACAGUUCUUGCGACACCCUUACACCCAGACAUAUCGGCCGAACUCGGAAGGAGGAAGGCCGAGGCCGAAGCAAAGAUUAAAAGGGCUCGUAGUCCUCCUGGAGAGAAUUGA
Fonsecaea monophora is the source of this 561-nucleotide messenger RNA. RefSeq lists its product as hypothetical. Lineage: Eukaryota; Fungi; Ascomycota; Eurotiomycetes; Chaetothyriales; Herpotrichiellaceae. The transcript has a single exon. Gene Ontology annotation, biological process: fatty acid biosynthetic process. Bases 1 to 561 code for a protein of 186 amino acids. Gene Ontology annotation, molecular function: magnesium ion binding; holo-[acyl-carrier-protein] synthase activity. The record is from RefSeq and is a predicted model, not a curated record.